Molecule: messenger RNA, 4485 nt
Organism: Strigops habroptila (Kakapo)
Lineage: Eukaryota; Metazoa; Chordata; Aves; Psittaciformes; Psittacidae
Gene: RTF1
Product: RTF1 homolog, Paf1/RNA polymerase II complex component
Exons: 18
Coding region: 159-2099 (646 amino acids)
Cellular component (GO): Cdc73/Paf1 complex
Molecular function (GO): RNA polymerase II C-terminal domain phosphoserine binding; DNA binding
Source: RefSeq, a predicted model, not a curated record
CUUCCCGCCCCGGCGCCGUGCGCAUGCGCGGUGCCCUUUGUGUCCCGGGCGGGCGGGCGGCGCGGGGCAGGCCGGGCCGCUGUGAGCGCCGCCGCGCCGCCGCUGCCGCCGAGGGCGGGGAGGGUGGGAGGUAGAGAGGCGGAACAACCGGCUCCGCCAUGGUGAAGAAGCGGAAAGGCCGCGUCCUUAUCGACUCCGAUACUGAGGAUAGCGGUAGCGAGGAGAACCUAGAUCAGGAGCUCUUGUCGUUGGCCAAACGGAAGCGUAGUGACUCUGAAGAAAAGGAGCCACCUGUGAGCAAACCUACAGCAUCUUCAGACUCAGAGACGUCAGACAGUGAUGAUGAGUGGACUGUUGGAGGUUCUAAAAACAAGAAAAAAGGAAAAGCGGGUAAGGCAGAGAAGAAAGGAACCAUGAAAAAGCAGACGAACAAAGCUGCCUCUUCAGGCAGCUCAGAUAAAGACAGCUCGGCUGAGAGCUCAGCACCUGAAGAGGGAGAAGUCUCUGACUCAGAAAGCAACAGCUCCUCAUCUAGUUCAGAUUCAGAUUCUUCAUCUGAAGAUGAAGAAUUCCAUGAUGGCUAUGGAGAAGAUCUGAUGGGAGAUGAAGAAGAUCGAGCUCGACUGGAGCAAAUGACAGAAAAGGAGAGAGAGCAGGAGCUGUUUAACCGGAUAGAGAAGAGAGAAGUGCUAAAAAGAAGGUUUGAAAUCAAGAAGAAACUAAAAACGGCAAAAAAGAAAGAAAAGAAAGAGAAAAAGAAAAAGCAAGAGGAAGAGCAGGAGAAGAAAAAACUCACACAGAUCCAGGAAUCCCAGGUCAUGUCACAUAACAAAGAGCGGCGAUCAAAGCGGGAUGAGAAGCUAGACAAGAAAUCUCAGGCAAUGGAGGAGCUAAAAGCAGAAAGAGAGAAAAGGAAGAACAGAACAGCUGAAUUGCUUGCAAAAAAACAGCCAUUAAAAACUAGUGAAGUAUACUCUGAUGAUGAAGAGGAGGAAGAGGAUGAUAAGUCUAGUGAGAAAAGUGAUCGCUCAUCCAGGUCGUCAUCCUCUGAUGAAGAGGAAGAGAAAGAAGAAAUUCCUCCUAAGUCCCAGCCAGUGUCCUUGCCUGAAGAACUGAACCGAGUGCGGUUAUCACGACACAAGCUGGAGCGCUGGUGUCAUAUGCCCUUCUUUGCCAAGACAGUCACUGGCUGCUUUGUCCGAAUUGGCAUUGGAAAUCAUAACAGCAAACCUGUUUAUAGGGUUGCUGAAAUAACUGGUGUGGUAGAGACUGCAAAAGUUUACCAGCUUGGUGGUACCCGGACAAACAAAGGACUACAGUUGAGGCAUGGCAGCGAUUCACGUGUGUUUCGUUUGGAGUUUGUCUCAAAUCAGGAAUUUACUGAAAGUGAGUUUAUGAAGUGGAAAGAAGCGAUGUUCUCUGCUGGGAUGCAGCUACCCACACUAGAUGAGAUAAACAAGAAGGAAGUGUCCAUCAAAGAAGCUCUCAACUACAAGUUUAAUGAUCAGGAUAUUGAGGAGAUUGUGAAAGAGAAGGAAAGGUUCAGAAAAGCACCUCCAAAUUAUGCAAUGAAGAAAACUCAGCUUUUAAAGGAGAAGGCUAUGGCUGAGGACUUGGGGGAUCAAGAUAAGGCCAAACAGAUUCAAGAUCAGCUUAAUGAACUUGAAGAGAGAGCAGAGGCCCUGGAUCGUCAACGAACAAAAAACAUCUCAGCAAUCAGUUACAUCAACCAGAGAAAUAGAGAGUGGAAUAUCGUUGAGUCUGAGAAGGCUCUUGUGGCUGAAAGUCACAGCAUGAAAAACCAACAAAUGGACCCCUUUACUAGGCGACAAUGCAAGCCCACAAUAGUGUCUAACUCCAGAGAUCCUGCUGUCCAAGCUGCCAUCCUUGCCCAGCUAAAUGCAAAAUAUGGGUCUGGUGUAUUACCAGAUGCUCCAAAGGACAUGAGUAAGGGUCAAGGGAAGGAUAAAGAUGUGAACUCUAAAUCAGCCAGUGACCUCUCAGAAGAUCUUUUCAAAGUGCAUGACUUUGAUGUAAAGAUUGAUCUUCAGGUUCCCAGUUCAGCUCGUUGGUCCACUCUGUGUUCAGUAUUAGCCUGAGGUCUGGAUUUCCAUAGGAAUGUCUUGGUGGUUGCAGAAUCAGCACUUGGUGAUCUUCCCCCACAUACCACCACAGGCACGGUGAAUAAACAUUGGCGCAAGACCUUUGUGGCUGGAAGGUCAUCUGCACUUUCUUCCUCUUCUUCUUCCUCCUUCAUCCUAGCUUUGGAGAAGGGAAUCUUCAAAAACUGGCUUAGGUUCAAAGUGUAAAUUUUUUUGGGAGGGUCGUGUGACUUUUUUUCAGGUGUUUUUUAUCAUUUUUAAGCUGCAGUACUAUUUGUAUCCGUCUGUCACAGUUCUUUACGGCUGUUUUGAAUUUCUACCAGCUGUACUUGAGCAUCUGAAAUUGCAAGAAAGAAACUCAUUAAAUGUGAUUCUUCUUACUAAAACGGCUUGGCUGAUAAUAGCUGUUUAACUUCACGUUCCCUUUUUUAAUUACACGUAACUGAUGAGAGAGAGGCACACAGCUCUUCAUGUGGGACUUGUCAUCUAUAGCGCAUUUGGAGUCUCCAGCUGUAACUGAGUGGAGUAGCUUUUUCUGCGAUGGCCCUGGGGUGCUCAUUGGUUGGGCUUUAAUUCCUUCUCCAAGCCUCCAGUAUUAUGUAUUUGUAAGUCAUCAUGUCUUCACUGGGCUCCAGCUCACUUUGUUUCUUGCUUUGUGAACCAUUUAAACAGGGCUUCUAUAAACGAACGAACGAACAAAAUCACUUUGUGUGGAAGGGGAAGGACACAGUAAGGACAUAGUAGAAAGGUCAGUGGGUAAUGUAUGAGAGGUAGUUGAUGUCCAUUUUUCAUAUAUGAACUGGUACAAGUGGAGUGCAACACUAGCACAGGAAUUGUAUGGCUUUAUGGAAUAUUUGACUGGACACAAGGUGACAGCUAAAUUAUCACUCAGGUGUAAAAAAAAAAAUAAUAAUUUAGAAAAUCAAAGUGUAAAUAUAAGUGACAUUUAACAAAGAACUUUUCCAAACAAGAUGCAACUGAAUAUAUGGGGCUAAGAACUAAAUUAAAAGAGAAUUAGAAGUCUAAAAGGUUAGAGGCCCUCGUUCAGGUAAGCGUGCAAGCACGUGUUUGUUCCUACUCAGGCCAGUACGUAUCUAAUAACUUAAGCACUGAACUGGAUAGGAAUGUUUCUGGGGGACCCUGAAGAGGGAAAAUGCUGAUGCUCUUCUUGUGUCAGAGCAUUACUGUUUUUCUGAAAUCACACACUGGUUAUGUUUAAACCUGUGUUUGAUACUUUCUUGUUGGAUUCUUAAUGAAACUUUAAUCUAGUUCUUAUUUAACUUUCUCUUCCUUUUUUUUUUUUAACAGUAGCUUUAAAGAAACAUGUAAUUGUGUGCAGAUUGAUACUAUGAACUGUGUAUAAAAUGAAAACCUAUGAAGCAGCUCUUACCUACCAUGUAAGCAAAUAAUCCGAAGUCCUCCAGUACUUAUUUACUGAAUAGUCCAUGUUUCUAGGACACAUGUGGGUUAUUCUGUAAAUAUGUAACCAUAGACUGUUUUAUUUGGUGGCCUAUUUUAGCAGCUUCUCUGGAGUUGUAGUAGGCUCACGUAUAUGUACUUCUAACUUUUUAAGAGUGAAUUUAUGGAAUCUGCCAUACCAACUUCAUAGGAGACAUCAUGAUUCACUGUGUACAUAUGCAUUUGAUAUGAUUUUGGGUUUUUUUCUUUCCAACAGCUUCAAUGAUGUUACAGAUUUGUAAUAAAAAAAUUCUAAACUUAUUUUGCAAUAGCCAGUUUUCCAGACAAUCACUCUCCAAUGCUGUGCAGAGAUAAAUGCCAAAUCAAGCGAUUCAGGAACUGCUUUUACCACAGAAAUGCCUCAGAGCUCUGAGGUGCACUGACAAGUGGUCUCAAAAGGUAAAGUUAACUCAAAGUCAAUAUUUUUCAUAUGCUUGCCCUUGAUGUAUUGGUUUUAGGUAACUUCUACACUUGGUAACACAAGAAUAGUCUGUACUGCAGCCAAAAUGUCAAUGAGACCCGUACAGUGUUACAAGUAAUUUUUAGUCGAGAUAACCAGAACAGUGAGUUAAGAAUGCAGACCUGAAUGAUGGAUUAAUCUUAGUUAUCUGCAGCUAUGAAACUGCCACUUACCCUCUCAAAAUCUCUGGAUUAUGCUGAAAUACUGUUUUUAAGAGAGGUAACAGUAAAUUACCAUGCAAAUCUCUUAUAUUGAGAAUAAUACAUCAAAAAAUUACUCUUGAAUAGUUACAGAACUGUGUAUGAAAGCUGUAUCUUUUUUCCUUUAAGUGCAUGUAAAGGUGAGUGACUACACCUCCCACUUGUUAGAGAGGGAGAGAUUUGUUUGCUUUGUUUCACUGGUGUCCUAGCAUAGUUCAUCACAAUUGUACAGACUUCUAUAAAUAAACUUGGUUUGUUGGUUUAA